CAUCCCUACAUCAGAUCCAUGCUCAGAGUGAGGAAUUCUCCACGUAUUUUUUCUCCUUCAAGAUGGUGCAGCUCCGCCCAAGCAGUUGCGUUUUGCACAAGUCCAGAGCGAAAGCUCGCACUUUCUCGUCCACAGCAGCGGUUCCCCGUAUCUCUCCAGCAAGUGCUAUACCGGUUGCGUCGUUUCGGGAGGCGCAGUCGGGUCAGAACGCGUGCUCCAGGGAACGGAGCCAGGCAUGCUCGGCAGAUCGUUCAGAGCUACUUCGACGAAUCUUCGACGCUGUUCCGGCGCCCCCUGAUGCCAGAAGGCUAACGGAAUUGGCAACCGACACGGGAGGUGCAGAGAGCCCAGGUGAACCGCUACCACUGCCUCCAGAAUUGCGUGACCUGAUUUCGACAGAAAUGGAUGCUGAAGCAUCCGCAAAAGACCUGCUUCUGCCUUCCCCGUCCGAAGCCGAAAAGACCGAUGUGCACAAAGACCUGGAAGUGCCCGAGAGUAUGUACCACGCCGCUCUAAACGCAGAGCUCGUUAUGAGUUACGAAAAUGUCGUUCGCCACAUUGACGAGCCAACUGCAGUGCCUUUAUUCGCGAGCGAUGUGUGCGUCUUGCUGGAGCAUUUCAGGUUGAUUGGACGCAAGUUGCCAAAGUUCAUCCGGCGACAUUUCUACGACAAAAUGUCGUUUGACCGAUUCUGCAUCGACAGUUUGAGCAAAUUUUGCGAAUUCGGUUCUCCUUGGAUGGUGUGCAAACGCAGAGCCGAUAUAGCGAGACGCGUAAUAGAGCUCUUGGGUACAACAACUGCGAGCCGGGAUGUGCGAAUAGACGAGCCAGCUGCGGUCCGUCUCAAUUCUCUUCUGCAGCUACACAAAGCUUUGAGCAGUCCGGUCGUCGGUCCGCGGAAAGCAAACGUCCUCAGCGUCGCCGAACGGGAGGGCGUACGGGAGGCCCGCGGGAAAUUGCUUCAGAAUUUACAGGGAUUGGUAGAGGAAAACAGCACGAAAAGUCAUCAGGAUUUUCCGAUCUCGGACUUAGUUUUGGGCGUUGAAGCUAUGGCGCAAGAGCGUGACAUUACGCUUCGACCAUGGGCAACGUCCCUGCUCGCGUAUUUUCUGCAGGAACUAAUUCGGAAGGACACAGCGGCCCGUGCUGUUCUCGCCUCCGCCCGAAAAAAAUCACCGGAAACCUGCGCGCAACAGGAGCAGUUUUUAGCUUCUGACACCGACAUGGAAUUACCGCACGCUCUCGUCAGCAAAGAAUUUGCAAGCGUUUGCGAAAGUUUGACGCGGGCAGGACCCAGCGGGACAAAUGCGGAACGGUGGGAGUUAACCGCGCUAGUCGACGUCUCUCUGGCAGACGCAGAAAGUGCUUCUUCUGAAGUGUACCACCAAAAGAACCUCUCGACAACCUCUCUAUUGCAGUGGGCGACAAAUACUGCGGAUGAUCUUUUGAGGAACCAGACCACGAUUAACGUGACAACGCCAGCAAACCUAGCCUCCAUUCUCCGUUUUCUGUCCACCUUGAGUGCAAUGCAUGAAUCAGACGCUCGCACGGAUCACUCCCAAACUGCUGUUUCCCUCGUUUCUGUAUUCGAGACCGCUUCUUCACUCGCGCAGAGAAAAAUGGCCGAGUUCAGCUUUCCCUCGCUGGUAGAAACAGUGUCGGCCUUUGCUCGCAUACAGCAUCGCGACCAGUUCUUGCUCUCGAGGCUCAUGCUGCAACUACCGCGCCUUGGGGAGACGAAAGGCGCCUCGGUGACGCAGUUGCGGUUGCUACUGUCGGCAGUGCAGAAGUUGCAAUGGAGGAGCCCUGCUUUCGAGCAGUUGGUAUCCGAGCUAGUGCUGGAGCGAACCUACCAAAAGGCCACUGCUGCGGAAAGAAAGGUUCGAAAAGAGGUGAGGCCUGCGCAGGAGGAAAUGUGGACCGGUGCCGCGGUUCCUCGGUGGCGACGCCCUGAAAAGCGGCCGCUAUGGGCUCGAAAAAGGACCACAAGCGUACAGUUAUGUUGACCGUGCAAUCAUGCAGAAGUAGAUCUAGCAAAAACAGUCUGGUAGAAGCAGAUGAAACGUCGCCACCGUCAAGAUGAAGCGAUUACGAGCCACGAGUAGGUGUUCGCAUACACGACCAGCUCCUGUCCUGCAGAGGCAAUCCUUGCCAUAAAAAGGACCGAGAGAGGAAAGCGGAAGUCACUUUUUUUGUUUAUCU
Amoebophrya sp. A120 is the source of this 2202-nucleotide messenger RNA. NCBI's taxonomy places the organism in Eukaryota, Dinophyceae, Syndiniales, Amoebophryaceae. The record is from the annotation of a GenBank genome assembly.